Molecule: messenger RNA, 6189 nt
Organism: Wallemia mellicola CBS 633.66
Lineage: Eukaryota; Fungi; Basidiomycota; Wallemiomycetes; Wallemiales; Wallemiaceae
Exons: 8
Coding region: 49-6012 (1987 amino acids)
Biological process (GO): termination of RNA polymerase II transcription
Cellular component (GO): nuclear body
Molecular function (GO): helicase activity; transcription termination site sequence-specific DNA binding
Source: RefSeq, a predicted model, not a curated record
AGAGCUAUAAAAUAAAAUAAAUUUACUACUUAAUAUAGAUUGCUUACUAUGGCCACGCCAGUAGAGCAGAUCCUGCGCAACGCCAGAGCUAAGCCACUAACGAACGAGGAGGUCAACAACGUUAUAGUACCUGUCUCUCAAUAUCUCUUCGAAAAUGGCAGAGAAAACGACCAGAAUCAGCCAAACUGGUUCAGUGAUAAGUACGAUGGCGAUGGUACACUCACAGAAGCGACGGCAUUUCUGAUACGCUUGUUUGCUUAUUCACCCCCGAAAGAAGAACUCCUUAUCUACAAGAAACAUCUGACAUUCCAGCUCUUCAGCAAUCCAAAGACUGUCUACGACUGGCAACUCUGUAAAUUGCAAGCUAGACACGUAUACCUUCGUAACUUCAAGGCGGAUAAACUCAACAAAUUCUUCGCGCUCGUACAUCAAUGGGAAGUCGAAGCAUACAGUGAACAUCUCAAGGCUGCAAUGUCACCCCUAAUCACACUCGAUAAUCUGGAUCAAUCGUUAUACCACAUCAGCAUGUUGAAUCCUGAUAUCUUCUUCAGAAAGGAGGUUAUGAGCGUCGUGAUCCAGAAGCUAGAAGGAUCAUCUGGCUUUGUUGAAUACCUUCCACCACCACCAACUAUACUCGCAUUAACUGCAUCAGUAGAUGAUACUGUCAAUAAGUGGGCAAACAGAAUGAUUGAUGACUACGAAUGGAGACCAGUAACGAAGGAGAAUGCGAAAAUGUACCUUAUACUCAUUGAGAACAUCCUUCAGCGCAUCGUCGAUAGAGAAAAUGGCAAUCUGGAAUCAGAUGAUGAAUGGCCGUUUAAAGAAGACACGACAGCACUCUGGACGACUUUGGGAAAAACUCUAUCUGUCAUGGAGCCAAGCGCAAUCGAAGUUAUUAGUAGAUCAUCUCCAAAUUUAUUAAGAGAUGUACAAAGACAUCUUUGCGAUGCAAAAACCAAGAACUAUAUACCACUCCUGAGGUGUUUUGUAGCUUUGAUUUCAGUUAGACAGGGAUACUGGUCUGAAGACUCUCAUAAGGCUUCACAGAUGAAUAAAUCUGACGAACAUUCAGUCUUGUUGUUGCGGCUUAUGAAUUCAAUUCUGGAUAAUCCAUUUUAUAAGCCUCUCAUGAAGGUGCCCAUUAAGUUUCACAAAAAUGAUGAUGAGGAAUGGCCUUUAAAUUGGUGGUCCAAUUUGAUCAAGAAUGUUGAAAAUGUUCACGAAUUACACGACUCAGCUUUGAAGAGUUUGUCCAGAAGAGGUUUCGAGUCGACUAAAGAUGGCGAUGUUAAUAUAAAGUACAAGUACUACAACAAUAUUAUCUCGAUAUUCGAGAAAUGCUUUGUUGAUUACGAGAAUAAUGAGAGAAAACUGCAAUUAUUGUUCGAUGUUUUGAGGAUUUAUAACACCAAUCUCCUUGAAACUGCACUCACAGCUCAGAUGGGUGACCCGACAAAAGAUCAAUCUAUAUACGCUGCUCGACGUCUUUUGCAAUUAUGUAUGAAGAAGGAUUGUAUUCGUAUUAUUAGGGGUUUGAAUGACUUCAUGAGUAAAUUCGCAUCUUGGAAAGACUAUGAGAGACAAGUCAAGAGGAAAAAAUCAGCAAAAGAACCUGAUGUAACUCUAGAUACGAAGAAGAUUAUUAUCGCUUCUGAUAUUUGGGAAUCAAUAUAUAAAGUUAUAGGAGUCACGAAUAACAUUGAUGAUAUUUUUGCUUGGAGUUUGCUCUUAUCGAAUAUAUCUUUAAUUAGUCAUCUGCGUCCACUAGACGAAAAGACGUAUGACGAGUCAGCCGUACCAACUCAUAUGAAAAGCACUAUGGCUACAUUCAAAACAUCAUUCAAUAAUGCGAUAAACACAAUACAAUCACCAUUUCAAAGAACUGUCGAUGAUUAUCUGCAUGAAUCUGCAUCUUCAAAUCGUUUGCAAGCGUUGAGCAACCUCGUCGAAAGUACGGGUGUGCCAUCAGCUUUAAUACAGCUAUUUUUAUCACCCAAUGAUGAGAUAAACGUUUCUAUCAUCAAUUUACUGAAGACAGUCUCCGAUGAAGAUAGUAGAAAUGAUGCAAUUCAGUGGUUAUUAGAUAAAUAUCCUCAACAAUUUUUGGAAGGUAUCACAGCACAGUGUAAAAAUUUCAAAUACGUCGCAGAUAGACAUUUAGAAGCUACGACGCUCGCUCAUAGAAUAUCAAGUCAAAAUGAGGAAUUUCUACCAAUGAUUACGUCACCAUCUAAUCACUUCCUUGUUACAUAUGCUAGGAAUCCUGGAAUUAAACAAGCUUUAUUAGUCUAUUGGGUAGAGUUAUGUCAAUUCAUCUCAACUAUCCUCACAUCAGCUACGAAAUGGCACAAAUACUUUGACAAUAGCUUUAUGGUUAAGUGGAUGCGUGACUCUAUUAGUCUUGCUGGUGUACUUCUAGAUUCUGAAAAGGAUUUAGAGCGUCAUAUCACUUCGACUCCUAGCAAAAUGCUGGAUCCUCUGAACAAAAUUCUCAUUCAAUCUGUUGGAUGGCUCAAGGCAACGGAUAUGACGGUCUUGGAGUUUACUUUCAGGUUUAUUGAUUCGACAUUAACUGCAUUCAAACAAUCGGGUUGUUUGCCAGCCCCUCAAGCGUUAGACAAACUCAGUGAUUACUCCCGUCAAGCAAGUCAAGGUUCAGUUAAGAAGUUAUCGCAUCUUUCACUCAGCAAACUUAAGCAACAUCUUGCUACAUUCAAUGACGAGAGUGACGAUGAUGAUGUACAAAUUAUAGAAAAAAAGCCAGGUCUUGCUAAAUUGAAUAGGGUUUUGACAAGUGAAAAGAAACCAAGUCCAGCUCAAUUUUUGGAAGCGAAGAAGAAGGAUGACGAAGCUAAAGAGAAAUUGAAACAGAUGGCAUUAAACAAGCAUUCUUUAGUUAAAAAAACCACCGGUAAGCCCCUUCUCACUGGUCUUACUGCAAAGAAAGAUCAAGCUCGCAAGCCGUAUGUUGCACCUCAAAAGCUUACUUACGGUGGUAACAAGAAGGAGGAGUCGGAGUCUUCUGAAGAAGAGGUCGAUCGUGGCGGUUUGAAAGAUAUGGAUUUAGAUCCAGAGCAAGCGAAAUUAAAAAUGCAAGCUGUCAAAGACAAGAGAAGUGGUGUGCGAGCUUUAGAUCCUCUGGUUGGCUCUUCAACUAAAUCAGUAGUUUCUAAAGCUGAUAAGCAACGUGACGAAUCUUUCUUGCGUCGUCAGAGACUUGAUCCUGAUAUUGGAGAUUUGCAAAAGUACUUGCUUAAUGUCGACUACAAUGAUCCAAAGAUGCGCAUUGGUUCUGAAGCUCCGAUAGAACGUAUACCAUCCGACUUUAAAGAUUACAAGCACUACUAUGAUAUAAUGAGACCUCUAUUAUUUGAUGAAACAUCUGAGCAGCUCAAGCAAGCAAGAGCGGCUGCUCAAGAAGAAGAGAAUGUUACAGUUGUGGUUGCUGGAAAAACAUUUGUGAAUGAUUAUGCUGAAAUUGUACUUAAUGUCAAAUGUGAAGCACCGUAUCAAUUCUCGUUGAGCGACAGUGAAUUAAUCACGUUGACAAAAAUUGAUUCAAUUACGCCAGGUGGCCAGAGGAUUGGAUCUUUAACUCAGGAUCACCCUUCUAAGGACCUCAUUGCUAAAGUACAGAAUUUCAGACGGAGGGGACAAGACAUUAUUGUAACUGUGUGGUUACCAACGCUCAGAUCAUCAGUAUUUCAAGACAAACAACAUUGGAAGUUGUCGAAAUUCUACUCUCUUAACACAUUAUAUAGAGAAUUCGGUGCAUUGAAGGGUCUUCAACAUUAUGGGUCCAUUUUGAGUAAAAUCUUAAAACCUGAAGUAAAACCAAAGCAGAAUUUAGAUAGUAUUUUGGUAAAAAAUACGAUGAGGACACUUGAAUUGAAUGAAUCUCAAGCAUUGGCUGUUUUGAGUUCAUUAAUUGGCCCUGCUGAUGGUGCAUUUAGCUUGAUUCAAGGACCACCAGGUACAGGUAAAUCCAAGACGAUUUUAGCUUUGGUUGCUAAAUUCUUGAGUAUGAGAGCAAAGCCUUUGGUUGGUAGAACGAAUCCAAAUGCGGCUGAAAAUUAUGUUCCUCCGAAGAUUCUUAUUUGUGCACCUUCUAAUGCAGCUAUUGAUGAAGUUGUGAACAGAUUGAAGGUUCCGAUACGAGGUACAGAUGGUCAAAUUAUGGAAGUAAACGUUAUUAGAAUUGGUGCGGAUUCUUCUAUGUCCAUUUCAGCAAAGGAAAGAUCAUUGGAGGAAUUGGUAGACCAACGCGUUAACCAGGACCAAUCAGAUCAAGGAUCCGGCACGGAGAGCUCGAUGCAGGUGAACGAAUUUAGAGACCAGUUGACUGCUUGCAGAAACAAGAUAAAUGAGAUUAGGAAUGAGAUAAAUAGGAAACAACAGAAGAAAGAAACGGUUACGCCAGCAGAAACCGAAGAAUUGAGGAAAUUGAGUGAUAAGAGAAAUGAAAUAUCGACGAAGUUGGAUAAAGCAAGAGAUAAUCAGAAGUCAACAGCUAAAGCUAGAGACGCAUCUAGACGUACGCAUCGUAGAGCUGUUAUGAUGGAAGCUGAUGUAGUCUGUUCGACGUUAUCUGGUGCUGGUAAGGGAGACUUAGCUGAGCUCCCAGUUGAGUUCGAGACCGUUAUUAUUGAUGAGGCUGCCCAAGCAGUUGAAGUGUCCGCGUUGAUUCCAUUCAAAUAUGGUUGUAAAAGACCUAUCCUCAUAGGAGAUCAACAUCAAUUACCACCAACUGUAAUGUCUACUGAAGCUAGCAAGAAAGGGUACUCGAGGUCGUUGUUUGUCAGACUCAUGGAAUCGAACCAGGGUAGAGUUCAUUUACUUAACGAGCAAUACCGUAUGCAUCCAGAUAUUUCGAAGCUUCCUUCAGCAGUUUUUUAUAAUGGACAUUUGAAGGACGGCCCAAUGAUGGCUGAGAAGACUAAAGCACCAUGGCACAGCAAUGAUCUAUUUGGCACGUACAAGUUCUUUGAUUUUGCAGGUGGUGAAAGACGUGUAGAUCAUUCAUAUCAAAAUCCUGAUGAAGCUUCGGUUGUAAUCUCUCUCUACGAGAGGUUGAGAAAGCAGUAUGGUGGAGAGUUUUCAUUAGAUUACAGAGUAGCAAUUAUCGCAACUUAUAAGCAGCAAGUUCGGUACAUACGAAAUGAACUCAAAAAGAGGUUUUGGAAUGUAGAUAAAGAUAUCCUUUCUAAAGUUGAUGUCAACACUGUUGACGGUUUCCAAGGUCAAGAGAAGACGAUCAUUAUCUUGUCGACUGUUAGGUCCACCAAAUUUGAAGACGAUGGUAUUUACAAGGAACGAGGUGGUGGCCCAAUUGGUUUCUUAAAGGAUAUUAGACGUAUGAACGUCGCUUUGACGCGUGCACAAUCUUCUUUGUUUAUCGUUGGUCAUGCUGAUAAACUUAAAUAUGAUCAGACAUGGCAACAUAUCGUCGACGAUGCUGAGCAAAGAGACUUAUUGCAGAAAAUAAACAGAAAUCACUUCAGUCAGCCAUCUAAUUUCGUCGCUACGAAACUAAAGCAUCCAACGAGUCAAGAGAAAGAUGCACAGAAUAAGAAGAAGAACAAAACCAAAGAAAGAGAGCAACCUCCAAUACCGGACAACCUUGUACCGACUGGAAACUCACCUGUCAAGCGUAAAGCCGAGCCGGAAAGUGGAGCUAGUCUGGCGAAGAAAAUGAAAGCUGCUGAAGAUGGUCGUAAUGGAGUUACUACUAAAGUUGUAGAAAAUGAUGUAGUUGAAGAAAUCGUAAGUGAUAUACCAGGUAUAGGAAGAACGCCAUCAACACAACCACUUAAUGCUCCUUCAAUCGAGUCAAACUCCAUGGACAUUUCUUCAUCGAAUGUCUCAUCCAAUCUGCCAGGAGGACCAAACGUAAUGCAGAAUAAUAAUAAGUCCGCUGAACAACAGAAGCAGGCUAUACAAGAGGGUUAUAAUAAGAGAAAGCAAGAAGCUAAGAAGAAUUCAAUGUUUAUGAAAAAAAAGCCGAGAAAGUAGAAACGGCUACAAUUUAGCAUCAAUUAGAGCAUAAUGAUAAAUUAAUUAUUUUUCACGGUCUACAUAUUCACAUACAUUUUGCAUAUUUAUUCAUGAAUAAUGUUAAGUCUAUCGAAAUACAAAAAUCACAGGCGCGCUUCUGGUCUUUUCUCGCGUACGAGACCUUGUUGGGCUGUU